AUGCGGGUUGUUAUUGCACCCUCCCUGAUGGCCUUUGCUGCCACUGCUGCAGGCCUGCUUGUUACCUCACCGGCCAAGGGUGACAAGGUCGAUGUGUCAGAGCCUGUGACAAUCAAAUGGCAGGCCGUUAACACCGAUCCAUCUUCGUUCUCCAUUUACUUGGUGAACCAAAACGUGUACCCAAACACGCAGGAGCUUAUUGCCGCGAAUGUCGACUCAGAUAAGGGCUCGUAUAAAAUGAAGGCCAUGGAGAACAUCGACAAGGGCGGCGGAUAUCAGAUCAACUUCGUCUCUGACAGCGACAGUGGCAUUCUGGCACAAUCGCAGCAAUUCAAGGUGACGGAGCCCCAGGCUUCUAUGUCUGUCGAUGCAUUCCACUUCUGCUUCAGCGUCCUCGACCAGUGCUAUGAGCUCGAGUUCCUUGGCUUCCAUUACUCCACCCACUUCUACUCCUACCCCUUCAACAUCUUCUUCUAUGACGGCGUCUUCUUCAAGUGCGUCUCCCUCUUCCCUAUCUUCUUCCUUGAUGACUUCUUCUAUCAUGUCAUCAUCUACACUUUCUUCCAGUCUAUCUACUUCUUCUCCGUCCAGCUCUUCAUAUAUGACCACUCACACGUCCUCAGCCCACACCCCUACUACUUUGUCGACCACUUCUCAUACCACUCAUACCCAUUUUUCCUCUUUUCUUUCUUCCUCUUCUACUGCACACACCACCACUACUCAUUCCUCUCGCACCCACACUUCCAAAACCCGCACUGGCUCCACUACUCCUGGUGA
Penicillium alfredii is the source of this 777-nucleotide messenger RNA. Its product is annotated as GPI anchored serine-threonine rich family protein. The transcript has 6 exons. The record is from RefSeq and is a predicted model, not a curated record. The coding region runs from base 1 to 777 and encodes 258 amino acids. Lineage: Eukaryota; Fungi; Ascomycota; Eurotiomycetes; Eurotiales; Aspergillaceae.